This is a messenger RNA of Oncorhynchus kisutch (coho salmon), 2631 nucleotides long. Its product is annotated as protein-lysine 6-oxidase-like. The record is from RefSeq and is a predicted model, not a curated record. NCBI's taxonomy places the organism in Eukaryota, Metazoa, Chordata, Actinopteri, Salmoniformes, Salmonidae. The transcript is spliced from 10 exons. Gene Ontology annotation, biological process: collagen fibril organization; peptidyl-lysine oxidation. Gene Ontology annotation, molecular function: protein-lysine 6-oxidase activity; copper ion binding. Bases 1081 to 2328 code for a protein of 415 amino acids.
AUCAUAAGCCGUUUCUGAUGAACAAAGGAGUUCCAAGAAAAGUAACCGUUGACGACCAAUCAGGGAGAUUAGAAAAAUAUUUUGGAAAAUGGAAACCAAACUAUUUAGCUUGCUACCUGUCAAAGUGUUCAGAUUGAUACCCCUACCCGUUGUGUUGGAAGAGGCUGCAUCAACUCCCUGGAAAGAUGUUUGUGGUGCAGUCCCUCAUAACGCUUUUAUUGAGUGAUAAAUGAGCGUGUCCUCUUCAAGCUUGAGCUCCUCCUAUGAGAAAGUUGAUGUGCUGAGAUUUUGGCACAAUGGGUUGCACUUUCGUCAGAGUUCAUCUGACAGCGAUAUUCCUAGGUGGGGUAAUUGCAGAAAGGCAUUGUGACUGUGAUGUGCUUUUCCAAGACAGAAGCAGUCAUUAGGAAAUUCUACACAUCAGUGAUUCCACCUUGAUUACCCAGAUAGGUCUCAACAUAUAAGUGUUUGCAAAUUUGUAAUAUAUCAGGGUGACAUAGGUAUUUACUGAGGGACCAGUUGAAAUGUCGAUUCAUUGAGCCACUAUGUAUCCUAGAUAAAUGUAUCUAAAAGAAAAUUAAACAUUCAUAUUUAAUUUAUAAAUGUUGAAUAUUUGUCAUUUUACUCCAUGGUUAGUAUUUAGGCUACACAUCCUCACCUCUUUCUAAUUACAUUACACAAGGCCUUAUGUCAGACAGUUAUAUAACUUCAGACAGUGCAAGAAAAACCAUAACACAUGGUUUUCUGUUAUCCAACUCUGGCGCAGAUCCAUUUGGAGGGCCGGUGUCAAGUAGCCUUUCUGUCUAUUUAUUACAUGAGCACCGGGCUUGUCUAAAAACCGAAUUAGAAACUUCAAAUGUUCAACUCCUCCCCACUCUUAGCGCAUCUGCAAAACUCCGAACAGAACGAUGUGAGGUUGCGUGGCGAACAUAGCAAUACUGGUGAAAGUUUUUCAGUAUUUCAUUUGGUGUAAAUUAGACUUACUUUAAUGUACUUUAGUUUCAAAGUACAAAUGCUAGACCACAGAAAUUAAAAUAUUUGUAAUUAUUAGUCAAUCUAUUUAGUUGAACUAAUUGUAUUAUGGGCGCGUGUAAAUUUGGCAUUUUUUAUGCGUGUGGGCACGUAUGUUUAUUAAUUUGGAUACUGCAAACUGUCCAAUCUCAGCGGCAUCCACCAGAGACGAGACAAGUAAAUAACCAAGUGCCAGGUAUACGGCAGACAAUACAAUGGGCGCACAAUGGUAACGUUUUUAGCCUUCUGAGUCACGGCUCGGAAUAUCGACCACCAAAGCAAAAAGGCGGCAAUAAAGAGCAGGAGAAACCUGUCACCAUCAUUAGAGAUGGGGAAGCUAACAAGCCUUCUGACUCCUCAAGACAGUCUCUCUCGUCUACCCACACAGUGUCCCGUGCAGGAGCGCGCCCGCGCUGGCUACCACCUCAAGUUCCAAAGCCGCCGAGGGGACAGGGGCACCAGCAUCAGGAUGUCCAUCCAAGUGGCCAUGCAGAAACUAAGGCAAAUGGCACGAAGAAUGGGACACAGGACAAACCGUCCCCUUCGCCGAGAAGAGAAGACGUGAUGGCAGGGGAUGAUCCUUACAACCCAUACAAGACCUCCGAUUCAGAUUCAGAUAAUCCUUACUACAAUUACUAUGACGUGUACGAGAGUCCCAGGCGCAGAGAGAGACCUGGAUAUGGCACAAGGUACCAUCAGAACGGUCUGCCUGAUCUUGUACCAGACGCAUACUACAUUCAAGCCUCCGUAUAUGUCCAGAGAGUUCCAAUGUACAACCUCAGAUGUGCAAACGAAGAGAAUUGCUUGUCAAGUUCGGCUUACAGCGCCAGAGACUAUGACACCCGGAUGCUGCUGAGGUUCCCACAACGUGUGAAGAACCAGGGGACGGCUGACUUCCUGCCAAGCAGACCCCGCUACUCCUGGGAAUGGCACAGUUGUCACCAGCAUUACCACAGCAUGGAUGAGUUCAGCCACUAUGACCUGCUGGAUUCAGGUGGGAGGAGUGUGGCUGAGGGACACAAGGCCAGCUUCUGCCUGGAGGACAGCUCCUGUGACUACGGCUACUACAGACGCUUUGCCUGCACCUCACACACCCAGGGCCUGAGUCCAGGAUGUUAUGAUACCUAUAACGCAGACAUCGACUGCCAGUGGAUCGAUAUUACAGAUGUGAAACCUGGGAACUACGUCCUGAAGAUCAGUGUGAACCCCAGCUAUCAGGUUCCAGAGUCUGACUACAGCAACAACAUUGUGCGCUGUGAAGUUCGCUAUACUGGCAACUAUGCCUAUGUUUCAGGAUGUCACAUCUCACAAUAUUAAGAGGGGGAAGUCAUUCUCCAAACCACUGAAGCAUUUCUGUAAAAACUCCAUGACAGCCAAGAAAACAUCUUGAACAAAAUGUGGACACACAUGGCUAACUGAAAAUGUGUAAGAAUGGUCAUACUCUUGUUAAGUUGGCCUUUGUUUUUCAGGUUCAUUAAACAUGUUUUUCUCAAGCCAUUCUAUAAGUGCAAUAAAGUAAUAAUUGCAUUUAUAGGUUUCAUUAUACUACAUUACAAUAGUUUAGACAUGUUUUAAAUGGUGUAAAUCAAAUAAAUGGAAUUUCAGACGUUCAAAGCUCAA